GCUGGCGAAGAUUCAGUCAAGGCUUGUUUACCGUGCGCUUCGGACGUGUCGAUCGAUUCGUGCGUAGAGAUUACCCUAUUAUUGAACCAAAAAUCAUCUAUGGGAAAAUGUUUGUGUUGUGAGUUUUGGAUCCAUGCAAGCUAUCAUCCAGCACCAUUGCCAAACGGAAAGAAAACAAUUAAGGUUGAUUCUGUGAAAUUUCCGUAGCCCGACCACCUGGUACGAGAGGAAGUUAACCGGAGUUUGAACAGUGUUUUGAACAUUUUGGUGGAGGGCGAAUGUUGGUUUGGGAAGUGUAGAGGGUAAAGGAAGAACUGUGUGUGUAGCAAUGAGUACCAGUGAGAAGGAGAAAAAUCAAUCGCAGUUAUAGAAAAGCCGCGUUAAUUCACGCUAGGGAAGGCUUCGAAAUGUGGUUGGAUUGGGAAGAUAGUGCGAGAAAAAAGUGGGAAUGCCCUCAGAACUCGGCAGGUUUUUAAGCGCUGAUGAGCGGAAGUGGGCAAUCACGGCCACUCGAGUGAUGGUAAAUUGAGAUUUCAGAAAAGCCAAUUUGGGAACGGAAGAUGGAAGCAUACUAAGCCGUCGAAGAUUAAGUGCUUAUUGUGUUCUUCUUCACCGCAAACCUUGUGAAUUGGGGUAAGCUAUUUACGCUGUUGCGAAACCCGAAAUGACUGCAAGGAUUCACUAACAGCGUGGAGUAAACAAUCGACCGAUUCCAGUGAAAGGACGGAAAAACAUAGUGGAAAAUCCCAGUGAACUCACGAGAAAAACAAACGAUACAGGAUUAUAAAAUAUUCAACAUCCCAAAUUCACGGAGUCCCUUAGCAAGCUGCCGUUAUUGGUAUGUCUAUACACGUGUAUAACGCAACCGGCCAUUAAACUGUGUGCGGCUGAACCCAAACCGUAUCCCGACAGUAUUACGUAAUAAAUUUCCGCAUAAAGCACAUACACACCUAACAAGGAUUAAAUUGGAUUUAUUACCGGUGAAUGAAAAAUAGAUUUCUAUAUAAAAAUUGAUUCUUUAUGAUUUCACCCGUGUUGUGUUCCACCCAUAAUAAUAAAUCGGUGUUGUUGGUGGUCGACUGGCGGUCCGUUGCAUCAGUCAGACGAGGUCAAAAUUAUGAAAAUACACUCUCCCUAGCCGCGGAAGGAAGAGAAUAGGUCCCCAGUACGCAGCUUGCCCAAGCUCCUUUUCAUCGUGGCAUUAUUCAAAAUAAUGUGAUAAUCAUAAUUCUGUUUAAUAUUCGUGCCGCGUACAAACCAAACCAACGACUUUGAAGCAAAGUAAGAAGAAAAGCGAAGGAAAAUAGUUCCGUGGAAAAUCAAUUCGCUUGGGCAAGGAAACUCCCCACAGAGUGAUGAAAACAAAUACGCAAAAGAAGACGCCAGGAAGCAAAUGAGGUGGAAAAGCGAAAAUCAUUUUAACGUUCAUUAACGGGCAAAAAAAUGGUUGAAGGUGUGCAGUCCACUUUGGGAGCAAGUGAUUUUGGUUUCGGAUGUUUCGGGCUUAGAAAAGGUUCGUCAUAAAAAAAAAUAACCGCCACAAAAAAGUUCGUUGAGUUAAGGCGGCAGAAGAAAAGCUAAGAUAAACAUCCCCAGGAUUAAACCCGAUUAGGAAGGCUGUGUCGAUAAACUGUGGCGUUAAUACUGAGGAUUGCCGAUCGCAGAAGCAAACAACGCAAACAACUGAGUGAAAGAAAAAUAACCACAAGAAUAGAGCUACGAGAACAAGCUAUGAACAAAAUGAAGAGCUUACGGUUCAAAUCGUAUGUUUUUAUCUGUGCAAUAGAACUGUGUACAGUUUAGAAGUGACAAAGUAAGUGCGGGCGGAUACGAUCAAAGGCGAAAAUUAUAUAAUCCCCUGGGUAAUAAGCUUAAUAAUUCGUAAUCCUUGGCGCGCCUCGGGAAGAACGUGGGCAAGAGAACGACCAAACGUUGUGCGCAAUUAUCCAGAUUCGGUGCUGAUUAUCUAGAGUCCACCCAUCGUUGCUUGUGCGGAGCGUUGAAUGCCGGCUGGAAAUCCCUUUUUAUAAACUGCCAAAGAGCUGUACGAUACCGGACGGCAACCAUCAACGUUAGGAGAGUAAACACCCGAAUGAAAGCCUUUGGUCCGCAUCACCAUUUGCCAAAACGAAACGUUUGGUGCUGUUCUGUCGGUAAAGUGCUGCUUUGCUUCUGAAACAAAAAAAAAAAAGAUUCAUGAAAUAUAGCACCGUACUGAGUCUUGUUGGAUCUUUCGGGGUAUGUGUAUCAUUAUCAACGCAUAAUCAUUUCGUAAGCACUGGGCUUGAACAUUCCAACAUUGUACCCUAUACACACAUCACAUUCAAAACAUGCAAUAGUUCCCCGAGAACUGAUGAUCAACAAGAACCGCUGAAAUAAACCUACAUAAUUAUUACCAGAGAAAGAUUAUAAAUAAACCACUGAAUCCAACAUAAUCAUCAUGGUUGGAAAAUGUGAUUCUGACUUUGCUGUCCUGCCAAGGAUAGCAUCGAUAGUGACGUCUUCGUCACGAAAAACGAGUAAAACAAUUCUACAUACGGCGCAUCGAACGAAAACAUCACCAUCGCGGAAGUCCAUUAUCUUUAGCGCCCUUAUGCUGGCAGUGGUCCUGUUGAGCGUAUGCAUCAAUCAAUCAGUUGCCGAACGAAGCUGUCCUGCUGCGUGUCAAUGCAAGUGGAAAGGUGGCAAACAAGCAGUCGAAUGCAUUGACAAACAAUUGAUUAUCAUUCCCGAACAUAUUGACUACUCCACGCAGGUGCUCGAUAUGUCCGGGAACAAUCUGCAGAUAUUACCCAAGGAGACAUUCAGUCGAGCCAACUUGCUCAAUCUUCAAAAACUGUACCUGCGCAACUGUCGGUUGGGACAGAUAGAUGAUGGAGCCUUUGCUGGUUUGACUAAUCUGGUAGAGUUGGAUCUAUCGCUGAAUCUACUGACGGCAGUUCCAUCGGCAUCGUUCCAGUACAUUGCAUCACUUAGAGAUCUCACGUUAGCUCGUAAUCACAUCCAAAAAAUUGAAUCUCACGCCUUCAAGAACGUCACUAGUCUCACGAAGCUUGAUCUCUCGUUCUGUGAAAUUCAAACGAUAGCACCGCAGGCCUUCGAAGGCCUCACUUCGUUACAUUCAUUGAAACUGAACGGCAAUCAGCUGUCGGAGCUUCGUCCGAAAACCAUUGAAACACUGAGCAAACUGCACGGUGUAGAGCUACACGAAAACCCAUGGAUAUGCGAUUGCCGUUUGAGAGCUGCCAAGUUGUGGCUCACCGAUAAUAACAUUCCGUACCCGAUCGCUCCAAUUUGUGCCGGGGGACCGGAGCGAAUAAUUGGCAAAACUUUUGCCGAAUUACAAGUAGAUGAUUUCGCUUGCAAGCCAGAGAUGCUGCCAGUACGUCGAUACAUUCAGGCGUACAGCGGAGAAAAUGCCAGCAUCGAGUGUCGAACAAGUGCCGUUCCUUCUGCCAGCGUCAAUUGGUACUGGAACGGUAAACUAUUAGUAAAUAAUUCCGCGUUCAGUUCCUAUCAGCGAGUAUACGUAUACGAACAAGGUAACUUUGAAAAGCGUAGCCGAUUGGUGCUAACGAAUGCUCAAGAGUCGGACUCCAACGAGUUCUACUGCGUGGUGGAGAAUCGUGCAGGAACUGCCGAAGCGAACUUUACCCUGCAAGUGGCGAUGCGAGAUAUUGGAUUUGCCAUCGAAAACAAGCAAAUCAUUGGCCUAAGCGCAGCCCUAGUAAUCCUGAUUCUGUUUAUACUGCUGAUCAUUCUCUUCCUGUUGGUGCGAUUGCGAAGGAUACCGAUGACGGAAACGAAAACACCCGGACAGGUUGAAGUGAUCACUUCCGUAAGUCCCUCUAGUAAUGUAAAUGGAAAGGUGAGCACACCUAUUAAUGAUGUCCAUUCUCCAGAUCGAAAAAACUCCGGAGAUCUAAAGUGUGCUAAUCCGGUACAGAAACCACCUCGUUUGACCGAUUUGCCGUAUUCGACGUCACACUACGACUCCGGCGGUAGUUUGAUCGCGUCCGGAAACUGUUUUGUGUCGCCUACGCAUUCGUCCGCUGGAAAUAAUCCAGAUCUGAUAAACGACACGAAACGGCUCGGUAGCGUUAGCGAUCUCGCCGGAGGCCCUGGGUUGAUCGAAACUAGUGGCACAGCGCUCAAUACGCUCUCGCUGAUGGAUCCGAUCGAGCGACCCGGGAGUGGUGAAUACAGUCGAGCUGGGUGCGACUCUCUCUACCCUUCUGGUCUGUGGGAAACGCACAACUCCAAUCUAACGUCGGCACUGGAGCAAACGUCGGAUAUGCUGCUGACCCGUGCCCCUAGCAAUACGAUAGCAAGUGGGGGCUAUACGGCGUACUCCGACAAGAUACCCAUCAUCGGUGCCAACAGCACCAUGAUGAAUCUCGAUGACGAAACAUCGUCGGUAGAUUACCUGAGUCGGACGUUUCCCAGGACUCAUUUCGGUGGCAGUGGAGUGCUGACGAGUGCCGGAAAUGGGAGCAGUAGUGGUUCCAGCGUGGUUGGAGCUGUCGGUGGAACCACUUCCACGGUGGCCGGAAUCACUGCAGCAACCGGUGGCGGCUACCCUUCCGAUUACGGUCUACCGAUAGUGCCGGGGGCGGAGCAGCUGCACAACAAACUCAGUAGUAUACAACCGGCACAUCAUGGCAGCACCGGAAGCAUGCCUAUGAACGCGAAAACUCUGAGGGUAUGGCAGAAGGGUGGCGUUCCUGUGCUGCCUCCAGUGACGGCCUUGAAACGUGCAUUAUCCAACAGCCGAAACUCUCCAGACGAGGGUUAUCAGGAGGGUUGCGGUACUGAUGUGUAGUCAAUUUUUUAAUUUUUUUUGUUAUUUUUGUGUGUAGUCUCGAUAAAGAAAACGAUUGAGCAAGUAAGCGAGUCAGAGAGAACGAGAGAGAAAGCGAAUGAACAAAAGUUUAUAUUUAAUUUUGUAUACCUUUAUCACGAUUUGUUUUUCCGAAUUAUUUCAUUUCCGGAUGAGAAGUGAAAAGUUAUUUUCCCAAAGUUUUCCUUAUCGGGGUUGUCGACUGAGAAAAAAUAAGAAAUUUGCAACACAAAACGAUAGGCAGCUUUCGCCGCUGGCGAGAUGCUGAAAGCAAACUGAGCUGUGUUCGUACGAUUCGAGGCUCGAGGAGAAUUUCGUAAAGGGAGUACGAGGAAACCGUCGAGGUAAUCCUUCUGUAAUGAAAAAGACUUGUAAUUUAAUUAUUGAAACGAUAAUUAAUUAGGUGUACAGUAAAGAAAAAUCUAGUUUAUAUGAUUAUAGCGAAAAAAUGAAUUAUAUAUACACAUGCAAGAAACUGGAAAAAUAUAUCAAUGGUUAAAAGAAAACGAAAAAAAUCGAAAAACAAAAAACAAAACCCCUAGGCUAGUUUUAUAUACGAAAAAAACCUGUAUAAAGUUAAAAAAAUAAAUGAAACUGGAUAAAUUAUUAAAAAAAAAACAACCAAAGACUUUGAAAGUAAAAAAAAACUUCUUCUAGUAACUUGCUAUGGGAAGAAAACGUAAGCGAAUAGAACGAAAACGACAGAUGUAAAAUUGUAAUCUGUGGAAAAUUGCUAGUACGGAGCAGAAAAACCUACAUACCUUAGUAAAAACGAUCUUUUAGGACGAGAAAGAGGAAUAAAAAAAGCUG
This is a messenger RNA of Uranotaenia lowii, 5650 nucleotides long. RefSeq lists its product as uncharacterized. Bases 2441 to 4822 code for a protein of 793 amino acids. Gene Ontology annotation, molecular function: protein binding. The transcript has 2 exons. Lineage: Eukaryota; Metazoa; Arthropoda; Insecta; Diptera; Culicidae. The record is from RefSeq and is a predicted model, not a curated record.